CAACAGCAGAACUAUGAAUGCCGCUGCAUGCCAGGAUUCACGGGAAAGAACUGUGAGGAAGUAAUUGACUACUGCAGGCUGCUCAGCGUCAACUGUCUGAAUGAAGGAUUGUGUCUUAAUAUAAUUGGAGGAUUCACUUGUCUCUGUGCACCUGGCUGGACUGGAGAAUUUUGCCAAGUUGCUGAAAAUGCAUGUUUAAUUUACCCAAACAAUUGUUCUAAUGGAUCUACUUGCAUCGAUAUGAGCCAACUGGGAGAGCAACCUUUGUUUCAAUGCUUGUGUCCUCGUGGUUUCACAGGAGAAUUCUGCAAGGUGCAAAUUGAUAACUGCAAUUCCAAUUCAUGUGAAAAUGGAGGAACAUGUGUUAACUAUGAGGACCAAUUUAAGUGCAUUUGCCCCAUGGGUUUUGAAGGUGAAAGAUGUGAACUGGAUAUUGACGUCUGCCUACUCUACAAUAUAAGCUGUGCCCCAGGAGCAGUGUGCAUGAAUAAAUCUCAUGGAUUUAAUUACACAUGUUUAUCACCAUGUAUUGGAAACACAGAGGUGUGUGCAAAUGGAGGUAGCUGUUACUAUGAUGAAGACAACCAAAGAUCUCACUGUGUUUGUGCUCUUGGGUGGACAGGACAAACAUGCCUGGAGAAUAUUAAUGACUGUGAGAUAAACCAGUGCCAACAUGGAGCCACAUGUGAAGAUGAAGUGAAUAAAUACAGGUGCAUAUGUCCCCUUGGUUACACUGGCACUUUCUGUGAAAUUGAUAUAGACAACUGCAUUGGAAACCAGUGCUCUGAGUAUGGCUUCUGCCAGGACCACUUGCAUAAUUACAGCUGUAUCUGCAUGGUUGGAUAUGGAGGACCCUUCUGUGAAGUUGAAAUUAAUGAAUGUUCAAGUUCACCUUGCAAAAAUGGGGCUAUCUGUAUGAAUCUAAUUGGCAACUUUUCCUGCCAUUGUGCUGAAGGAUUCAAAGGAAAAACAUGUACUGCUCAUGUGAACGAGUGUCCAGACAGACCCUGUUGGAAUGGAGGAACCUGUGAAGAGGACAUAAAUGGCUUCAAAUGCAAUUGCCCUCUAGGUUUUUCAGGACAGUACUGUGAAAUAGAAAUGAAUGAAUGUGAUUCAAGUCCCUGCUUGAAUAGUGCUGUCUGUCACCGUGAUGUCAAUGGAUACAACUGUAUUUGCCCUGAAGGAUUUGAAGGUCUUAACUGUGAAAUCAACUUUGAUGAGUGCACUUAUGGCUUCUGCAAAAAUAAUUCAACUUGUUUGGACCUGAUUGCAGACUACAGUUGUGUUUGUCCUCCAGGAUUCACUGACAAAAACUGCUCUACAGAUAUUGAUGAAUGCGCCUUCAAGCCCUGCCAAAAUGGAGGCCAUUGCCACAAUUUGAUUGGUGAAUUUUACUGCAGCUGUUUGCCAGGUUUUACUGGUCAGUUUUGUGAAGUGGAUGUUGCUGCUUGCCUCUCACAACCAUGUGGGGCCUCCAGCAUCUGCAAAGACAUGUCUGACGGCUAUGUUUGUUUCUGUGCACCUGGUUUUAUAGGUAAUAACUGUGAGAUUGAGGUGGAUGAGUGUCUUAGUGACCCUUGUCACAGUGGAGCCACUUGCAUUGAUCAUCUGAACAGCUUCAGUUGCAUCUGUCAGGAUGGAUUUAAAGGCACAACUUGUGAAACAAAUAUAAAUGAAUGUCACUCUUCUCCAUGUCUUCAUAAUGCCACGUGUUCAGACCUUGUUGGUGGCUAUGAAUGUAUCUGUCUAUCUGGCUUUACUGGUGCAAGAUGUGAAACAGAUAUAGAUGAGUGUGCUUCGUUUCCCUGUAAGAAUGGAGCCACCUGUGUUGACCAACCGGGUAAUUACUUCUGCCAAUGUAUGGCUCCAUUUAAAGGUUUGAACUGUGAGUUUAGGCCUUGUGAGGCCAGUAAUCCCUGUGAGAACGGAGCUGUGUGCACAGAAGAAAUGAAUUUGGAUGCUUUUCCCCUUGGAUUCCAGUGCCAGUGUGUGAAAGGUUUUGCAGGUCCACGCUGUGAGAUCAAUGUCAAUGAGUGCAGUUCUAACCCUUGCCUCCAUGGAUACUGUUAUGACAUUGUCAAUGGCUUCUAUUGCUUGUGCAACCCAGGAUAUGCAGGACUAACGUGCGAGCAGGACAUUGACGACUGCAUAAACAACGCUUGUGAGCACAAUUCUACUUGUGUUGACCUGCAUUUGAGAUACCAAUGUGUUUGUCUGCCUGGAUGGGAAGGGAAAUUUUGUGAAAAUGAGUCAAAUGAAUGUGACUCAGAGCCUUGUAGAAAUAAUGGCACCUGCACAGAUCUUUUCAACAGCUAUCGAUGCUUGUGUACAGCAGGAUGGACAGGUCCAGACUGCAGUGAAGACAUAAAUGAAUGUGAUUCUGAACCAUGCUUGAAUGGAGCUACCUGUUAUGAAUCUGUUAAGCAGGGACAGUUUGUAUGCAUCUGUCCUCCAUUUUAUACUGGUGACUUUUGCCAUCAGCGCUUCAGUCCUUGUGAACUGCCUUACAAUCCAUGCAUAAACAACUCAACUUGCCUGGCACAAGCUGAUGGAAAUCCCAUGUGCAUUUGCAAAACAGGAUAUGAAGGUACUUACUGUGAAGUUAACAGUGAUGAGUGCAUCUCCCAUCCAUGCCAGAAUGAAGGCCUCUGUGUGGAUGGCAUUAACAGUUACAGGUGCUCCUGUCAGCAUGGCUUCACUGGGACACUGUGUGAAGUGGAGAUUAAUGAAUGCUUAUCAAGACCGUGCAAAAACAGUGGGACUUGUCUGGACCUCAUAAACAGAUUCCUCUGUAAUUGUACACCUGGAUACUAUGGGUCUCUAUGUGAGAUAGACGUAAAUGAGUGUGAAACUCUGCCUUGCUUGAAUGGAGGAAGCUGCAUCAACAGGCUUGGAGGCUAUCAGUGUUUCUGUUCUCCUGGAUUCACAGGUAAUAGAUGUGAAACAAAUACAGAUGAAUGUUUAUCUACUCCUUGCCUAAACAAUGGAAGUUGCAUUGAUGACAUCAAUUCCUACAAGUGUCACUGCAGGAGAGGUUUCAUUGGAACAAACUGUGAGACAAAUGUUAAUGAAUGCUGGCCAGAUCCUUGUCUUCAUGGAAGAUGUAUAGAUCUCAUUGAUGGAUAUCAGUGCUCUUGUGAAGCAGGAUGGACCAGCUCAAGAUGUGAGAUAAAUAUUAAUGAAUGUGAAUCCGUUCCCUGCAUUAAUGGAGGUUCUUGUCAAGAUUUGGUUAACGAAUUUGCUUGCAUCUGCCUGACUGGAUACACUGGCAAGUUCUGUGAACUUGAUAUUGAUGUUUGCAGUGAGCCUGCACUCAGCUCAGUACUCUGUCAAAAUGGCGGUGUAUGUGUUGAUGGGCCUGGAAGAACUUUUCAUUGCAGGUGUCUUGCUGGAUUUUCUGGACAGUUUUGUGAAAUAGAAGUUAAUGAGUGUAAUUCAUCACCCUGUCUACAUGGUUCAACCUGUGAAGAUCAUGUCAGUGGGUACACCUGUCAGUGUCAGAAAGGAUGGGAAGGCUUGCAUUGCGAGUUAGAUGUUGAUGAGUGCGCAUCCAACCCCUGUAUACAUGGCAUCUGUGUUCAGAGUGACCCCAGUUUUGGUUAUUCCUGUUUUUGCAAGCCAGGAUUUGUGGGACGAAGCUGUGAGCUUAAUUACAAUGAUUGCCUUAUACAAUCCUGCUCCAGUGGGUUUCUUUGUGUUGAUGGAAUAAACAAUAUCACCUGUUUACCUACUAUCCUCCAAAGUAAGAAAAUAGAAAUGGCUGAAUUUCCUACUGAAAUUUUAGAUAAUGACCUUCCAGCAGCAUUAGCAGUAUCUAUGGAACUUUGGUCUAAACAUGGUAUUCCUGAUUUUCAUACAGAAGAGGUGGCCCAAGAUUUUAGUUAUGCUCACUAUUAUGGCGAUUCUUACCUGGAAUUUCAAGGCUUGCAUUUAAACGUGCAAAACUUCAUCCACUUGGAAUUUAAGACCUAUAAACCUGAUGGACUACUCCUAUAUGUUGAAGAGAGCUCGGAAUCAAUAGGACAGUUUUUAAUUCAGCUUUUUAUCAGACGUGGCAUCUUACAGUACCAGUUUGUGUGUGGUAAAGCAACACAAGUCAAAAACAUCACAACAACUGCUAGAGUGGAUGAUGGACAGUGGUAUAAAGUGCAGAUUAGGCAAAGCAUGGUGCCAUGUGAAGCAGAAAUGUUGAUCCUGGAGAUAUCUGCAAAGACAAGAAUGCCUAGCAAUUUCUCGUCCAAUUCAUACGGGCUUGAAACAGGAUCCAUAUUUGUUGGUGGCUUGCCUUAUUCUUCUGCAAUAAAGCAGAUACCUGGACCUGUCUAUAAUUUCACUGGCUGUAUACGAGUAAUAGAAAUCAAUAAUGUGGGACCUUUCAACUUCUCUAAUGCUGUGGGAAGAAAGAAUAUUGACAGUUGCAGAACUCCAGUACCUACACAUCUGCCAACACCAUUCCCUACAAUUUCUUCUGAUGUGCUCACCCUGCCUGAGCCGGUCACUCCCUCUCUGAGUUCCCCUGAGUUGCCAUCUGUAUGCCAGGAGGGAUUGUGCCACAAUGGAGGCACUUGUCAUCCAAUCUCCCUGCCUACUGGGGCCACCUCAUUUGAGUGUGACUGCCAAUUACACUUCACUGGACGGUUCUGCGAAAAAGACGUAACCCUGUUUUUUCCAUCCUUCAAUGGGAAUUCUUAUUUGGAACUUCCUUCUCUAACAUCUGUAUCUCAGAUGAGGACUGCAUCUGGGCAGGAAACAAGCAAUCUGACAACUCUGUACUUGACAGUGAAAACAACUGCUCCAAGUGGCACUAUUCUUUACAGUAGUGAAAAGAAUUUUGGGGAUCAGUUUCUUCACUUGUAUCUUGUGGAAGGAAGACCAACAGUUCGAUUCAGUUGCGGAAACUCUCAGAACAUUCUGACUGUAUCUGUCAAUCAAUCCAUUAGCAAAGGGAUAUUCAUGCCUAUCACAAUAAGCUAUAUGUUGCCUGUUAGCAGUCCUGAAGGUUACUGCAUGAUUGAAAUGGCUGCAGACAGAAACCCUCCUGUACGACACAGACUCCAUCUCUCAUAUCAGGCAUCUCAGAUCACCUUUGGACCAACCUUUCUUGGGAAUGUUCCUGUUCACAAAGAGGUUCCUGAAUGUGCUGGGCACAUACAUGGCUAUAAAGGAUGCAUUAGGGAUUUUCAAGUAAACAACAAAGAAUUUUUCAUCAUAGAUGAUGCUCUUGGAGGGAAGAAUGUUGAGAACUGUAAUGUUCCAAUAUGUGAUUACCAUCCAUGUCGCAAUGGUGGAACCUGCAUUAGUGAUGCAGAAAAUUGGUUUUGUGAAUGCCCUAAACUCUACUCAGGAAGACUGUGCCAGUUCAUGACUUGUGAUGAAAGUCCUUGUGGAAAUGGUGCUACAUGUUUUCCGAAGUCCAGGCAAGACGUUGUUUGUCUUUGUCCACAUGGAAGAUCUGGCAUCCUCUGCAAUGAUGUUAUUAAUAUUACCCAGCCUAGUUUCAGUGGCACAGAUGUCUUUGGAUAUACUUCAUUCCUAGCUUACGCUACAAUCCCAAAUAUCACCUUCUACUAUGAAUUCCACUUAAAAUUUCAGUUGUUAAACCACCACUCAGCUUUACAAGACAACUUGAUAUUUUUCACUGGACAGAAGGGCCAAGGUCUGAAUGGAGAUGAUUUUUUGGUAUUAGGCCUCUGCGAUGGCAGAGUAGUAUAUAGCUACAAUCUAGGUUCUGGCACAGCAACAAUCAUUAGCAAACCACUUGACCUGACUCUCAAUAUUCAUGUCAUCCACCUUGGCAGAUAUCUCCAGAAAGGCUGGCUGAAGGUGGAUGAUCAGAAGAAUAAAACUAUCACUUCUCCUGGAAGGCUGGUUGGACUCAAUGUCUUCAGUCAGUUUUAUUUAGGGGGCUAUCAUGAGUAUAAUCCAGAACUCCUACCCAAGGGAUCCAGAUUUAAGAACGGCUUUCAAGGUUGCAUUUUUGAUGUGCAAGUUCGCACCAACAUGAAUCAGGAGUUCAAAUCACCAGGGAAUCCAGAAGGUCACCCCAAUUCUGGUCGCAGUGUGGGGCAAUGUAAAGCUUCUCCAUGCAGUUUAAUAAAAUGCAGAAAUGGUGGGAAGUGCAUGGAAAGUGGCUCUACUGUUUAUUGUGACUGUCUGGCUGGAUGGAAAGGUGCAUUUUGCACAGAAAUGGUGACAGUAUGUGAUCCAGAGCAUGAUCCUCCACAUCUGUGCAAGCAAGGCGGUACCUGUGUGCCAUUGCCUAAUGGCUACACAUGCCACUGUCCUCUAGGAACAAGUGGCACCUAUUGUGAACAAGAUAUUUCCAUCAGUGAUCCAUCUUUCCGAAGUAACGAAUCAUCAUGGAUGUCAUUUGCACCCUUUUAUAUCCGACAUAAGACCCAUAUCAAACUGCAGUUUCAGCCUCUUUCUCCAGAUGGUAUCCUGUUUUACACUGCACAGCGUUUGGGUACUCAGUCAGGUGACUUUCUAUGUAUAUCAUUAGCAAAUGGAUUUAUACAGCUACGCUACAAUCUUGGAGACAAAACAAUUGUCUUACGGGCUAGUCAGAAGGUCCAUGCUGACAGGCAGACCUGGCAUGUACUCAGAGUAGGAAGAGUUGGUAAUGAAGGCUACCUGGAUCUGGAUGGCAUCAAUGUUACCCAUACAGCCAGUGCUGGGAUGAAUGUGCUGGACACGCACACAGAUUUUUAUGUUGGAGGGGUAUCCUCUCUAAAUCUUGUGAAUUCAAUGGCAACAGAAAACGAACCCACAGGUUUCAGUGGCUGCAUACGAGAGGUUGUUAUAAAUGACAAAGAACUGAAGCUGACUGCGACGGAUCCCAAAGGUGGAGCCAAUAUUGGCGACUGUGACGGAACCGCCUGUGGAUAUUCAGUGUGCAAAAACAAUGGAACAUGCCAAGUUGAAAGCUCAGGCUUUUCUUGUUCCUGCCCACAAGGAUGGAUAGGGAACACGUGUGAAGAGUCUGUUCACUGCUUGCAGAACAGAUGUAGGCCGCAAGCUCUCUGUAUUCCCCAGCCCACUUUGCUUUCAUAUACCUGUGUAUGUGCACUAGGCUGGUCAGGUAAGCACUGUGACAGCAAAAUCAGCUUUUUCACAGCAAAGUUUGUUGGUAAUUCCUACAUCAAAUACAUAGAUCCCCUUUAUGGAAAAAGAGACCUCCAGUAUAGCCGUAUUUCUUUAAACUUUACUACCAAUCAAAUUGAGGGCUUAAUGGUGUGGCUGGGAAAAGCUGAAGAUGAAGACAAUGAUUUCCUUGCCAUUGGCCUCGCCAACGGAACAUUAAAAGUUGUGAUUAAUCUUGGAGAAAGAAUCUCUGUUCCAAUGAUUCACAGCAAAGAUUCCACCUGUUCUGAUGAAAGAUGGCAUUUUGUUACUGUAAUUCAAAAUCAAACAUGUGUGAAGGUAUAUCUUGAUGAGGAGCUAAUUAUUUUUGAAGACAUUGAUCCACACAGAAAAUACACUGCUUUAAACUAUGGUGGAAUUUGUUAUUUCGGUGGAUUUGAAAUUGGCAGAGAAGUCCAUACAGUCACUGUAGGGCUGUUUCAGAAGGAGUUCAUUGGUAAAAUGAAAGAUAUUGCACUCUUCCAAGAUUCUAGAAAAAUUCAGCUCAUGAAAGGAGAAGGUUAUAAUGUUUAUAAUGGAGAUCAUAGAAAUUAAUUGAAGAACUAAUUAAGGUUCCUUGAAAGUGUUGCAUUUCAUUUUUGUACUGCCUCUUGUAUUAAACUGACAAUCUAGAAUUUGUGUACAAAAAUAAGUGAAAUAGUUCCUAAUCCUUUUUCUGUUUUAAUGAUGGGUAUUAAUAACAUAUGUAAAAUGUGGCCAGAAUUUUUAAUUUACUCCUUUUUAUAUGUACUCUUUAGUAUUUAUUUUAAAAUAAUGAAGUCUAAUUUUUUUUUUUUUUUUUUUUAGUCAGCUGGAGAUAAUUUUGUAUUUUGUAGACGGAUGGUUGUCAAUCUAAUAUUGUUUGUGGACAAGGACAACUUAGUUUUGGAUAAAAAGCUACAUUUUAUUAGUAUGCACAGCCUCUUUUCUAAUGUUGCAGUUUUAUGAUUAAGAGUAACAUCUGACAUUUGUAGGUGGAAAAAACAUGUAUCUGGGGUUAAACAUGCAUGUUUAUAAAAAUAACAUUUGUAUUUACUUACUAAAUCCACAAAGACUCUAUUUCAGCUAAUGAAGUUGCUCUCCCUAACUUCUGAGUUGCUAUCCAUUACAUAAACAUUUAUGUAAAAAAUCAAAAUUUGAUACUGCUUUCAUGCUAAAAUAUUAUGUUUAAAAUCAUUCUCUUUUAGAGGCAAAAAGAAAAGGUAUUUUAAUUAUUGAGCACAAAAACAAGCUCAUGUACACUGAGGCAUAAAAACAGCCCACUGUUUCUCUCCACCAGGGGUCUCCCAAGUUUGAGCACAGAAUAAUGUGUCUCAGCCAGUAUUUGGGACAGUUGGCCGUCUGCCUACAACUAACUUCUCUUACUAACAGUUUUUUUGUCAAGCAACUGCUCUGCUUUAGCUAUAUAAUUCUUUUAUCCCUCUAAAUGAGAUUUUAAAAUUUUACUAGACAAAUUCUUAGUCACUGUGAAUUGAAUUUCCAUGACUACAUUUCAUGCAUUUUUAAUCUCAAAAGUAAAUAGAGUUCUUCAAUAAAUAAAAUACAAAAGUUUUAUUCCUUGUGAAAAAGCUGUUAAACUCUACACUUCAGUCACCAAUAAAAACCAAUGAAGUUAUAUCUUAAUCUGCUUAAACAUAAGAUUGGUGUUGGCAUUUAUUUCUCAUUUGACUGCUGAAUUGCUGUAUAAAUAAAAUAUGCAGAAAUAAUAGCACUGAAUUGCUAUUUUUUUUUUUAACUUUACUAUGUGAACACGUGCUCAAAAGCACAUGAUCUACCAUCACUUUCUUAUGCUGAAAGGAUGUCCACAGUGGGUACUGAUCAGGAACAAGCAACUAUUUCUGAUUUGUUUCCUCCCUUCUGUAAAGCAGGUCAGAGACAACAGGCACAGCAAAACCAGGUGACACAUGUCACUUUCCACAUAACCAGAUGGCAAGGAACUUGUUGCCAACACUUAAGGAUGACUCAGAGUUGAGCUGAGGGGCAAGGACAUGGAGCUGUCACAAGCUGUUUUAACAGGGAUUUGCAAACAUCUAGUCGAGGUUCUUCCUAUCCUUUUAAGCUGCUCUGAACUUUUAAGCAAUCAGCCUGAUACAGCAGAGCUUUCUUCCCCCCUAUCCAACAAGUUAACAACAGCUCUCAAAGCCUACUUGGCAUUAGAGCUGGCUCCAGAUUCUUGUCUUCAUUUCUCUUAGAAGGGCCUUUUAUGGCCAUGUGAUGCUGGGGAAGGGAGCGUCUUCAGAUUUAUUCCAUUCACUCUAGGGUUCCUGGUGUACUGCCAGUUCAGUGUACAGCAAGCAACCAGAGCACUCCUGACAAUUACCAACAUUAGAAGAGUGACUGAAGAUGUGGGGAAGGCAGCAACCCCUUACUCCUGCAGCAGUGGGGCUUCUUUCCCAUUACAUAGCUCAGAUUCUAGGACCAAAUUCUGUCAGAUGUUUCUGUCUGUUAAUUUAAAAUCUUAAUAAAACUCUUCCAGUAGAGAUGUUCUCCUUUGGCUCUCCAAGAGGCAGAUAGUAAAGCACUAGCUAAAUCUGGAAAACGUUUAUAUAUUCUUUCCAAACAAAUAUUUCUGGUAACUGACAGAAAAUAUUCCCACCUCAGCUAACAGGGGCAAUUUUCAGUGAUAACAGUUUAUUUUCAGAGCUCUUCUGGACAGGUCAAAAGGAAAAUCUUGACAGGCAGAGCUGCUGAUUUAAAACCGAUUUCAAAACCAAACACAGGUUUCAUUAUUUUUUUAUAUAUUAAAAACCCUGAUGUAAAUAUUUGCACAACCCACACACAUAUUAAUGCCAAAUAUAUAAACCAUGGAAUUAAUUAAUUUGGAAAAACUAGUAUCAUUUUAUUACACAACGAAACUUGACAGGUUAACUACUGCUUUGUUUACAAGAGGAUUUCUUGCCUAAGAAUCUCAACUAUGAGGCUGAGAAACAUUACUGAAUAAAAGUCUGCCACCUCUUCAUUUGGUGCAAGGUUUUUAUUUUAGUCAAUUUGACUGUGAAGCUACUUAUUUGUAGGAUAUUGAAAGGAAAUUUUACUUUAAAAUACAUUAAAAUUAGCAAAUAUUAUUAGUGUGGUGUUAAACUUGAAAGAUCUUCUCAGAAAGAAGAGGCUGUUCUACAGCAAAGUGCAAAAUGCCAUGUCCAUACAGAAGGUAAUGUACUCAAAGUUAAAAAAAAAACAAAA
Lagopus muta (rock ptarmigan) is the source of this 10305-nucleotide messenger RNA. RefSeq names its product protein eyes shut homolog. The record is from RefSeq and is a predicted model, not a curated record. Gene Ontology annotation, molecular function: calcium ion binding. Gene Ontology annotation, cellular component: plasma membrane; protein-containing complex. The coding region runs from base 28 to 7677 and encodes 2549 amino acids. Gene Ontology annotation, biological process: heterophilic cell-cell adhesion; establishment or maintenance of epithelial cell apical/basal polarity. The transcript is spliced from 45 exons. NCBI's taxonomy places the organism in Eukaryota, Metazoa, Chordata, Aves, Galliformes, Phasianidae.